Closterium sp. NIES-67 is the source of this 1169-nucleotide messenger RNA. NCBI's taxonomy places the organism in Eukaryota, Viridiplantae, Streptophyta, Zygnematophyceae, Desmidiales, Closteriaceae. The record is from the annotation of a GenBank genome assembly.
CACUACUUGCAGAGAUGGCAGCAGUGAAGGCCAUGCUUCUUCCCCUGACUCUCUCACGUGAGCUCUUUGUGUUGCACGCACUAACCCUAAUCUGGCGGUUCGAAUCUGUUCUAACCUCGCAUUGCUCCUGGCAGUCUUGUUUGUCAGUGCGCAAGGAACGGAAGAUGGAAUUCCAUGUCGUCGCUUCCCCCUCAAUGUGAUGCCUUUCACUUCUGCUACUUAUGUUCGACAUCGAAGGCCUUCCUUAACGCUGCUCAAUGGUUUUCAGGGAUGCGACUUUUACUUCAAUGGAAGCCUCAGCACUAUUCCCAGCUUCAACAUCGGAGCUGUUUCAGGGAACAUGAUUUUGUCGCAUGCUAAAAUAUUUCACAGGUAUGGCUUUUGCUGUGUCUUGGAAGGACUCCCACAAAGGCUUUAUGAGUGAUCAUUUUCGACCAGAAACGGCGAGAGGCUCGUCACAGCAUCUUCGGACCACUGCGAGUUUUUCAACGACACGGUACGUGUUACUCAUCCUCGUAUCGUAUCUCGCUUUUGUUACUUCGAAGAUUCUAACACUAAUUGCAUCAGGAAUCUUGCGGGACGACGUUUUUCUUUAUGAGCGAGAUUGACGACUGGAAUAAAGCUGAUGUCGUCGGAGCUCAUCCAAUCCAGCCAGAGAUUUUUGAGGUGCGCAUACUAUAGUAGAGAUGCAAAAGAUGGAAACACGAUUCGACAGUGACUACAUCAUUGUCGUACAGGAUUUCAUGGGGAGAUGCGUGAUACUUCGUGUCAGCAACUUCUAUCUGAGCAUGAGUGGCUGGAUAAACAAUGGCGACAGCCGAAAGGGGUUUCCACAGGUCAGCCUGAGUGAUGUUGAUGACGCACCUAGUUCACUGUACAUCAGGCUUCUCAUUCUUCAAUCUUGCAGAGCCGAAGAUGCCUCAUUUUCAAGACGACCAACACCACAGUGUCGACGGAGGUCUGACUAACGUGAACGAAGUCCUGCAAUGUGAAGGGAUAUUUCAGCUCGGAGUAGGGGUCGGGGGAGUCCAGAAAUGCAUCUACCUGUCGGAAAUAAAGUGUACCUUCACGAGCAUUCUACAUUCUCUUUGAAAGCAGGCUGAACUGUUAAAACCACAGGCUAGAAUAGCAAAGGGGGGGGGUGCACUUGAAAAUUGGGUUCUUUUUGC